AUGGCUGCUCUACUAGACUUCCUCAGACAGCUGAUUCAGUUUUUUAUUACUGCAUCUUGCUAUGAUGAGAUAUUUGUCCGGCACAACUUUUUCCAUGUUGAAUGUCUAAAAUUGAUUGCUAGCAAAAUUAUUGGAUAUGGUAUCAUCAUUGGAUCCCUUUUAGUCAAAAUUCCUCAGAUUCUUAAGAUAGUUAAAGCCAAAAGUGGCAGAGGAAUCAAUCUGUUCAGUGUUUCAAUGGAACUGGGGGCCAUUACAGCUUCAGCAUGCUAUGGUUAUGCAGCAAGAUAUCCUUUCAGCUUCUUUCUGCUUUCAUUUAUUUCAUUUUCAUUUCAUGAUUUUAUUUUAUUUUUCUUGUUUCUUUUCCUUCUAUUUCUUAAUCUGUUUCUCUUUUUCUAUCCUAAUUUUUCUCUAUUUUCUUUUUCUCUUUUCUUUGUCACUUUUUCUUUUACCUUUUGGUUGUUUGACUGUUUUUCAUAUCCCCUUCCCUCUUGUUUCUUUCUUAUUUUUCUUUUUUUUCAAACUUUUGAUUGCCUCUUCUAUUCAUUUUUCCUUUUUUUCUUCCACUUCCUUUCAUAUAUUUCUUCAUAUUCCCUCAUUUGUCUCCUUUUAUUAUCUUUCAUUUUUUUCUUCCAUUUUCAUUCUGUGUGUAUUCCAUUUGGCUUUCAUACAGAUUUUUCUUUCCACUUCUCUUUUAAAUUGUUUUUUUGUUUAUCUUCCUUCCCUAAGACUUCACAUUCUAUUUUCUUUUUAUCUUUCUUUCACUGUUUUUUGUUUUUAUCUUUCUCUUUUUCUUCUUCCUCCUCUGAUAUUUUUCUACUUUUCUCUUAUUUUCUCCUUUUCUGUUUUUCUUUUCUCCUUCAACUCAUAUUUUAUUACAUGCCAUCUUUCUUUUCCUCUUUUUUAUUCAUUUAUUUCUUUUUUUCUUCUUUUUUUUUUUUUUUUUUUUUUUAUUUCUUUUCUUUGUCAUUUUUACUUUUAUAA
Molecule: messenger RNA, 981 nt
Organism: Acanthosepion pharaonis
Lineage: Eukaryota; Metazoa; Mollusca; Cephalopoda; Sepiida; Sepiidae
Source: the annotation of a GenBank genome assembly